Pichia kudriavzevii is the source of this 411-nucleotide messenger RNA. RefSeq lists its product as uncharacterized. The record is from RefSeq and is a predicted model, not a curated record. Lineage: Eukaryota; Fungi; Ascomycota; Pichiomycetes; Pichiales; Pichiaceae. Bases 1 to 411 code for a protein of 136 amino acids. Gene Ontology annotation, molecular function: peptidyl-prolyl cis-trans isomerase activity. The transcript has a single exon.
AUGUUUGCCCUCAGACCUCGUGUUCCACAAACUUUCCGUUUAUUCAGAAACCACCCCCAAUUAGCAAGAAUGUCUACUGCUCCAUCCGAACUCCAAAUCGAAGUCAUUUCCCCAGGUGACGGCGUCAACUUCCCAAAGCCAGGCGAUCUUCUUACUGUUCACUACACUGGUACCUUGACCAACGGCAAGAAAUUCGAUUCCUCUGUCGACAGAAACAAGCCUUUCCAAUUCAGAAUUGGCCAAGGUAUGGUCAUCCAAGGAUGGGACCAAGGUUUUGCAAAAUUAUCCCUUGGCGAAAAGGCUAGACUUACCGUGCCACCACUCAUGGCAUACGGUAACAGAGGCUUUCCUGGUCUUAUCCCUCCAAUGUCUACCUUAAUCUUUGACGUCGAACUAUUAAAGAUCAACUGA